AUGUCGCGCAAUCUGGCGGACUACUUCGGGCAAGGAGGGCCGAUAACCCCGCGACGGGGGCCACGGGAAGAUUACGUCGGGCCGUCAGUGUCGAUGGCUGUGGAGGCUGAGGACGACGACAAGUUUGAGAAGGCGACGUUCAACCUGAAGCGGACGCGGUCGAUGGGGCUGCUGGAUGAGUAUAUCAGCCCCACACGGCGGCUGCUGGAGCAGGAUGAGGCUGCGCUUGAGCCGGAGGGCGAAGCGACGUGGGUGGCGCAGGCCUCGCCGCAGCUUCCGCCGCUGGCGGUGAGUCACUUGGAGGGCAGCAAGUCGCCGCCUGAGCCGGACACCGAUAGCUACAUGCUUCCGCUGGACGACAUCGAUGUGCACCACGAGCCCAACCGGCAUGUCGACUACCUUUCGCACGACUGGGAUGAGUGUGACAUCUCUCAGUCCUGGAAGUACAUCAUCCUGAAGAAGAGACAGAAGGGAGAGCAGGACCUCGUGAACGCGGCGCGGCUCGAGAACGCAUCCUGGAGGACGUGGGCCAAAGCCCGGAAUAAUCUACGCACCGUGAGCCCAGAGGUUGUCAACUGGUCCAAGGACUCGGACGUCACAUGGCUGUAUGGGCCUAUAUUACGUGAUAGCGGUCACGCUCAGACAUUGACACGCAAUGCCGUAGCGGAUAUGGAAGAGCUUGUCUAUGGUUCCGAUGACGAAAAUUCCAAGCGGGUUUCGAAGAAGAAGUCUGGUGGUAGCACUGGCCCCCCUCAACGUCCGGGGCCAAAGCCGAUUUUAAAAAAGAGGACUGUCUCAGAAAUUAUUGAGGAGAAUUCUCUAUGGAGAUUAACAGUCGCUCGUCAACACCGUAAGCAAAUAGCUGAUGCUAAUUCCAUUAUGGAUGGCUAUGGACAUAAUUAUCAGCACGAUGAUUACGACGCCUUGGCUGCGCGCGUCAAUUCCCAGUAUUAUACUGGUACGAUCUCUAAUGAUUAUAGUAGAAAUGGGAAGCGGAAUCAUGGAACCGAGUCUGAGGGGCCUUCUUCGCCCCUGGCGGACAAGGUGGACAAUCACCCAUUGACGAAGGAAAGCUCUUCGAGAAAGGUUCCACCGUAUAAAAAGGAUGAAGAGAAGCAAACUGAGCACCAUCUCACGCAGGAGAAAAUGGACCAGGGGUCACACGCUCAAAAGGAUCAAAAGGAAUUUUACAUUGGAAGGCACCAAGAACACGGGCAUGGGGAUCUGCCCGAUCACACAUUACAGGAAUAUGGGCGUAGACUAAAGGAGCCGGUUUUGCUCCCUCUGCACGAUAAGGGCCAAACUUCAGGGCAAGAUGCUACAGGAGACGAACUGCCCGCACGGCAGGCGCCACAACAAACACAAGCUCCGGCAGAACGGCAUGAUCUGGCAUCAUUGAAAGACAUGGCCCCUAUAGCGCCGGUACUGGCCUCUAUAUUAACAUCUACUAAUUCAGAAAGGGAAAAAGUAAAAGACAGGCAUAUCCAUUUCAAUGAUCGCGUGGAACAGUGCGUGGCGGUUAAUCACUACACUGAUGAUGAUUAUGAUGACGAUAAUGAAUAUGAGGAGGAUGGCUAUGAUUAUGAAUACGAUGACUAUGAUGAUUCUGCGCCAACCGCAAGGGUCUAUUCAAGUCAAUACGAUGAUGAAAGCACCGACCACUACGGCUCUUCCGGUGAAGAAGAAGAGGAGGAAGAUGGACUGUUUAUCAGCGCAACGGGCCGCAAAACCACUGAGAAUGUACCUCCAAUCCAAACAGACGCUUCUUCGUAUGGCUCUUCCACGGUAGGACAUGGUAGUCGGUGCCAAAUGCAUUUGAUCAUCAAGAUGCUACCUGCUACCACGUUAAAUUAUGGUUCUGAUGAUGAGUAUUAUGACGGAGGCGACUACUACAGAGGUAACGCCGUCUCGCACAAUGUUAAUACAUACAGGGGUUAUGAUUAUGUUUAUGACUACAAUUCUGUUUAUACGGCCGAUACAUCUAAUUUUCUCGCAUUCAAUAACUGCGAUAUUGUGGACGUGCCUGAAGAUUUGCAAACACCGGUAGAUGAAGAAGGGGCACCAAAGUUCCGAUACGAAUCGCCGGAGGAGACGAAGGAUAGAGAGCAGGAACCUACAGAGAUAUCAAACGAAAAUAUCGAGGUGAUACCGGUCCCCAGCUCUAUCAGUAGCAAAAUAUCAUAUCAUGUGACCGAAUUUUCAUCCAACAGCGACAUGAGCGAUGACUCGCUUUCCGAGCAAAGCGGAGUCUCCCUCUCCAACGGUUGUACAAUUUCUACGGGUAAGGUAGAUGACGAAAAUGAUUCGUUGGCAUUAAAAAGAACGCCAUCAUUGGGUAAGUCCCAAAAUAGUUCCUUGCAUGACCUCCAAUACAACAAGCCUACUUUUCCGGCAUCUUUCAGUUUUAUCACUGGGAAUGCAGUGCCAUCUAGGGUGGUUCCGCAGCCACACGAGCAGCAGCUGCAGCAACAACAGCACCAACAGCACCAACAGCACCAACAGCACCAAGUACAUCACCAACAGUCUACUAACAAACCCACUCUUGUGAAGCGCAGUUCUUCUAAAAGUUUUAUUUUUGAUGAUUCUGAUACAGAAGAUUCUGAACCAGACUCCAUAGUACCACCUCCACAGAUAUCCCAUUCCUUGAGUAAUGAUUCGAAUACCAAAUCUCCUUACAGUAUACCGACUAGGAAUACCUCGGCAUCUACGUCUCCGAAAAAUAUCCCCCCGCCUAACUUUGGCUCCUUGGGGUCAGGUAAUUCGCACGCAUCAUUGAAUCACGUAGCCAUUCCAGGUUAUAUUUCUCCAAGAAACGGCUCGAUGCAGUCUGUCAUCAGUGAAGAGAAGUUAAUACCUGCUACGAAGACCGUUAGCCAUACCUCAACCUCUGCUGAGGAAACCUCGAGAAACUUGGAUCUGGAUUCUGUAAACAAAACAUUCGGAGAUUGUCGUAUUGGCUCCCCUGAUUCCAGUGAAUUUGCCUACAAGACCGAACGGGGCCAACAGCAAUCUAGUACCAAGAUGAUGGAAAUGGCAAGUAAAUACCUUAACUCAUGGAAAAGGUAG
Messenger RNA from Eremothecium gossypii ATCC 10895, 3066 nucleotides. RefSeq names its product protein phosphatase regulator REG1 (gene REG1). The transcript has a single exon. Gene Ontology annotation, biological process: protein catabolic process in the vacuole; cellular response to glucose starvation. The record is from RefSeq and is marked provisional. NCBI's taxonomy places the organism in Eukaryota, Fungi, Ascomycota, Saccharomycetes, Saccharomycetales, Saccharomycetaceae. Bases 1 to 3066 code for a protein of 1021 amino acids.